This is a messenger RNA of Astyanax mexicanus (Mexican tetra), 1043 nucleotides long. Its product is annotated as adenosine receptor A1-like. The coding region runs from base 42 to 1043 and encodes 333 amino acids. Gene Ontology annotation, biological process: G protein-coupled adenosine receptor signaling pathway. Lineage: Eukaryota; Metazoa; Chordata; Actinopteri; Characiformes; Acestrorhamphidae. The record is from RefSeq and is a predicted model, not a curated record. Gene Ontology annotation, molecular function: G protein-coupled adenosine receptor activity. Gene Ontology annotation, cellular component: synapse; membrane; dendrite. The transcript has 2 exons.
UCUUUGCAGGCGUGGGGCAUCUGCAUCUGGUCUCUGCAUAGAUGCUGAAGAGAUCUCUUUGCUUGUUCUGCAAAGUCCUCCUGUGGUGUUUUCUGAUGGCUGCUGGUUCAAUGUGGAUCUUCAUACUCUUAGAAGUGUUCAUAGUUGUGGCGUGCUGCCUGGGCAAUGCGCUGGUGAUCUGGGUGGUGUGGAGAAGUGGAGCCCUCAGGCAGCCGUCCUUCUGCUUCAUCGCUUCCCUGGCUGUGGCUGAUUUCUUGGUGGGGUCUGUGGCUAUCCCUGUGGCUGUGCUGUGGGACGCUCGUGCGAAGACUUCCUUCCAUGGCUGCCUUUUCAUGUGCUGUGUGUUCAUCAUGCUACAGCUGACAUCUGGUGCAUUACUCCUGGCCAUCGCAGUAGAUCGUUUUCUCCGUGUGCGCAUCCCUCUCACGUAUAAAGCUACAAUCACUAAGACGCGCUCCUGGAUGGUGGUUGUACUUUGCUGGCUCGUGGCUGCAUUACUGAGUUUCGUCCCUAUGUUUGGAUGGCACCAUAACCACACAACUUGGAACAACACAACCCAGACGAACUCCAGCAAUAUUAAAUGCAGUUACUUAACUGUAAACACUCGUUCUUAUGUAGUAAACUUCAUUUUCUUCAGCUGUUAUCUUCCUCCUUUGGCUAUAAUGUGUGGCUUGUAUUUGUACGUCUUUCUGAUCACCAGAAGGCAGUUAAGAGCAAAUAUAGGCGAGACUGUUAAUAAAUCCAGCACAGAUUACCUUAAAGAACGCAGGCUGGCGGCUUCACUGGCUCUGGUCUUGGUUCUUUUUGCUGUCAGUUGGCUUCCUGUGUUCGUCAUGCACACUAUCAAAUACUAUAAUCCAAAGAUCACAGUGCCUCCUGUUGCCAUUCGCAUUGGUGUUGUCCUGUCUCACGCUAAUUCAGCGGUGAACCCCAUAAUAUACGCCUUCAGGAUCCCCAAGUUCAAAAAGGCCUGUAUAAAACUGUGGGUGAGACUUUAUCACUGCAGAGAAGAUCAGCAGGAGAGCGACCAGAACAGCAUGUAG